GUGUGUCGAGAAGCUUCAGCACGAGAGGACGUCGUGGAGGCUCGGGCGAGUCGUCUGCUGCUCAUUCUAGACGCCGUGAGGCCGCCCGAGGGAUCGUGUUAAGUGUCUCUCUUCCACUGAAACCUUCCUACAAAAAUGCAUCGCGCAGCCUCUUUAUUGCGAACUCCCGUCGCUCGCCAGGCCACAAGGCACUUCCUGGCGAGACAUUAUGCCAAGGACGUUAAAUUUGGCACAGAGGUCAGGGCACUGAUGCUGCAGGGCGUCGACGUCCUCACCGACGCCGUGGCGGUCACCAUGGGCCCCAAGGGUCGAAAUGUAAUCAUUGAGCAGAGCUGGGGCAGUCCCAAGAUCACAAAGGAUGGUGUUACAGUUGCAAAGGCUGUUGAACUGAAAGACAAGUUCCAGAACAUUGGAGCUAAGUUGGUUCAAGAUGUUGCCAACAACACCAAUGAGGAGGCUGGUGAUGGAACCACCACAGCCACAGUCCUGGCUCGCACUAUUGCAAAGGAAGGUUUUGACAGGAUUAGCAAAGGUGCCAACCCUGUGGAGAUCAGGCGUGGAGUCAUGUUGGCUGUGGAUGCCAUUGUUGCUCACCUGAAGACCCUCUCAAAGCCUGUGACCACUCCUGCUGAGAUUGCUCAGGUUGCAACCAUCUCUGCUAAUGGAGACAUUGAAGUUGGCAGUCUUAUCUCAGCAGCCAUGGAGAAGGUUGGUCGUGAGGGUGUCAUCACUGUUAAGGAUGGCAAGACCUUGAAGGAUGAGUUGGAGGUCAUUGAAGGCAUGAAGUUUGACCGUGGUUACAUUUCUCCUUACUUCAUCAACUCCAGCAAGGGGGCUAAGGUUGAAUAUCAAGAUUGCCUUGUUUUGCUCUCGGAGAAGAAAAUUUCUUCUAUCCAGUCCAUUAUUCCAGUGCUAGAACUGGCCAAUGCCCAGAGGAAACCUCUUUUGAUCAUUGCUGAGGACAUUGAUGGUGAAGCCUUGAGCACACUUGUGGUGAACCGCUUGAAGAUUGGCCUCCAGGUAGCUGCUGUAAAAGCUCCAGGCUUUGGUGACAACCGCAAGAAUACUCUUCAUGACAUUGCCAUUGCAACAGGUGCUAUUGUCUUCAAUGAUGAAGCAAGCAUGGUCAAGAUUGAAGAUGUUCAGGUCCAUGAUCUUGGCCAAGUUGGAGAAGUGCAGAUCACAAAGGAUGACACACUCCUGCUGAAGGGCAAGGGUAACUCUGGCGAUAUUCAGCGUCGUGUAGAACAAAUUAAGGACCAGAUUGCUGAUAGUUCCUCCGAGUACGAGAAGGAGAAAAUGCAGGAGCGUAUGGCUCGUCUGGCCUCGGGUGUGGCAGUUGUGAAGGUUGGAGGUUCCUCGGAGGUUGAAGUGAACGAGAAGAAGGAUCGUGUAAAUGAUGCUCUAUGCGCAACAAGGGCUGCAGUUGAAGAGGGCAUCGUUCCAGGUGGAGGAGUUGCCUUAAUUCGCUGCCUUCCUGCUUUGGAUGCUCUCAUUCCAAGCAAUGAAGACCAGAAGGUUGGCAUUGAAAUUGUCCGCAAGGCUAUCCAGACGCCAUGCCACACCAUUGCUAGCAAUGCUGGUGUUAAUGCAUCGGUCAUUGUCAACAAGGUCAUGGAAGCUACGGGAGAUGUUGGAUAUGAUGCUGCUACAGGAACCUUCGUCAACCUUGUCGAAGCAGGAAUCAUUGAUCCCACCAAGGUUGUCCGUACAGCCCUGACCGAUGCUGCUGGAGUGGCUUCCCUCCUUACCACAGCCGAGAGUGUCAUUACAGAGAUCCCCAAGGAAGAGCUGGCUGGUAUGGGAGGCAUGGGUGGUAUGGGAGGUAUGGGUGGCAUGGGAGGAAUGGGAGGCAUGGGCGGCAUGAUGUAAAGCUGCCCAUGGAUUGGCUAGGAAGAAACUCUUUAAUUUGUAAACUAACAUUUUUUUGUUAUGUACAAAGUUACUUUGUUUCUACAAGAGGUACGAAGAGUACAUAGGUGCCACAGAACUAUGUCUAGUUUACAAGAAAACAAAGAAGCGGGAGGAAAUCUUCAAUGUAUUUAGAAGUAACCCUGGACAGUCUCAACGAGGAAAAGGGACAUGCAAAACAUGAAGUUUGCACAAGUCAAAGGAAUUGUUAACCAUUCCAAAGAAGUACCUCGGCAUCCCGAAUGUGGUCCAUUAAUUUCAUCUUAAUCAUCUUCAUCUUGAGUGUUUUGAAGGGUAUAUGUGCUUCAUCUUAGUGUAAAUGUUGAAUGUUUGUACAAAGUGUAGAUAAGAGAAUGUGUAGAUAAUUUUGUUAUAAGGGAAGAUUUGUUGUUUCCCUAAAUGAAAUAAGAUUUUGAGAAGAAA
Molecule: messenger RNA, 2334 nt
Organism: Penaeus indicus
Lineage: Eukaryota; Metazoa; Arthropoda; Malacostraca; Decapoda; Penaeidae
Product: heat shock protein 60A-like
Exons: 9
Coding region: 136-1872 (578 amino acids)
Biological process (GO): protein import into mitochondrial intermembrane space; protein refolding; mitochondrial unfolded protein response
Cellular component (GO): mitochondrial inner membrane; mitochondrial matrix
Molecular function (GO): ATP binding; protein-folding chaperone binding; ATP-dependent protein folding chaperone
Source: RefSeq, a predicted model, not a curated record